AUUCCCACGCAGGACGCGGGGCUUUUGCAGCCCAGCCGGUUCCGGCUGAGGAAGAUGGCGGUGGCUGCGGUGGCGUCCCAGGAGCAGCUGGUUCGAUGGUGUACCCAACAGUUACGGAAAACAUUCGACCUAAAUGUCAGCGAGGAGAUUAUACAGUAUGUUUUGUCGAUUGAGAGUGCUGAGGAGAUACGAGAAUAUGUUACUGACCUCCUCCAGGGAAAUGAGGGCAAAAAAGGUCAAUUCAUUGAAGAUCUUAUAAUCAAAUGGCAAAAUAAUGAUCAGGAGUCAAUUUCUGACCCUUUACAGCAGUGCUUCAAAAAAGAUGAAGUUUCAGAUGGACAGAAAUCAGGAGACCAGAUAAAGAGAAGUAGACGGAAAGGGAGAAACAGACAGGAAAUUCCUGCAUUUGCUGAACUUGAUACAACCACAGAGGUCAAAACACCUUUUGAUUUGGCCAAGGCACAAGAGAACAGUAACUCUUUGAAGAAGAAGACUAAGUUUGUCAGUUUAUACACAAAAGAGGGACAGGACAGGCUUGCAGUCCUGCUCCCUGGUCGCCACCCUUGUGAUUGCCUGGGCCAGAAGCAUAAACUAAUCAAUAACUGUCUGACAUGUGGGCGUAUUGUCUGUGAACAAGAGGGCUCUGGCCCCUGCUUAUUCUGUGGCUCUCUGGUAUGUACUCGGGAAGAACAAGAUAUUUUACAGCGUGACUCAAACAAGAGUCAGAAACUGCUGAAGAAGCUCAUGGCAGGGAUGGAGAAUUCUGGAAAGGUGGAUAUCUCCCCCAAAGACCUUCUUCCUCAUCAGGAGUCUCGAAUUAAGUCUGGCUUAGAGAAGGCUGUCAAGCAUAAAGACAAACUGUUAGAAUUUGACAGAACAAGUGUCCGAAGGACCCAAGUCAUUGAUGAUGAGUCAGAUUACUUUGCCUGUGAUUCUAAUCAGUGGUUGUCCAAACUUGAGCGAGAAGUCCUGCAGAAACGAGAAGGGGAGCUAAGAGAACUUCGACAUGCCUCUCGACUCUCUAAGAAGAUCACUAUCGACUUUGCAGGCAGGAAGAUCCUAGAAGAAGAAAAUCCACUAGCAGAAUAUCACAACAAACUAGAUGAGACAAUACAGGCCAUUGCCAAUGGAACUUUGAACCAGCCGUUGGCCACAUUGGAUAGAUCUUCUGCAGAGCAUUUUGGAGUUCUGGUGAAUCCCAACAUGCACCAGCCCCCUCCCCAGUGGGUAGACCAAACUGGUGUAGCCUCACAUAAGAAGACUUUACACCUAGAAGGAUCCGAGCUUAAUUCAUAUCAUCACCGGAUGCGAAUCCAGGACCAAGAGUUUCAGGAAGGCUUUGAUGGUGGUUGGUGCCUCUCUAUGCAUCAGCCCUGGGCUUCUCUGCUUGUCAGAGGGAUUAAAAGGGUAGAGGGAAGAACCUGGUAUACUCCUCAUAGAGGACGGCUUUGGAUAGCAGCCACUGCAAAAAAACCCUCCCCUCAAGAAGUCUCAGAACUCCAGGCUACAUACUGUCUUCUUCGUGGGAAAGAUUUGGAAUUUCCGAGUGACUAUCCAUCAGGUUGUCUUCUUGGCUGUGUGAACCUGACUGACUGCAUGUCGCAGAAGCAAUUUAAGGAGCAAUAUCCAGACAUGAGUCAAGAAUCUGAUUCUCCAUUUGUUUUCAUCUGCUCAAAUCCCCAGGAAAUGAUUGUGAAGUUUCCCAUUAAAGGAAAUCCAAAAAUCUGGAAGCUGGAUUCCAAGAUCCAUCAAGGAGCAAAGAAGGGGUUAAUGAAGCAGAAUAAAGCUGUCUGAGCCAGGAGGAAAAAAGCUAUACAGCAGAGUGGAGUUUUGUGUACUAAAUUGCUAUCCAUUGGUCCUUUGGAAUUAAAAUUGCAGUAGAAAUGUAAAGGCUUGAGUCUCUAAGAAUUUAAACUCUUAACCAAAACCUAUAUAUAUGUAUUUUUUAAGUGUGGGAUUCUUAGUUCCAGUGAUGGGUCAAAAUCUUUGAGUACAUUAUUUAUAAAAACCAACUUCAAAAUUC
Molecule: messenger RNA, 2023 nt
Organism: Chrysochloris asiatica (Cape golden mole)
Lineage: Eukaryota; Metazoa; Chordata; Mammalia; Afrosoricida; Chrysochloridae
Gene: TRIP4
Product: thyroid hormone receptor interactor 4
Exons: 13
Coding region: 55-1794 (579 amino acids)
Biological process (GO): positive regulation of DNA-templated transcription
Cellular component (GO): nucleus
Molecular function (GO): transcription coactivator activity; zinc ion binding
Source: RefSeq, a predicted model, not a curated record